This is a messenger RNA of Sclerotinia trifoliorum, 2294 nucleotides long. The record is from the annotation of a GenBank genome assembly. Lineage: Eukaryota; Fungi; Ascomycota; Leotiomycetes; Helotiales; Sclerotiniaceae.
CGUUUUCAUUCUUGGCCCUCACUCAUUAGGUGCGACUACCACUCAAUUGCGCAACAUCCACUUCGAAAAUUACAUGUGUUUGUCAUUUGAUUAAUCUUCAGACAAUUCUCCAAGAAUAUUCAAGACCGUACGCAAACGGGUAUGGUGGUGUUAGGAACGUUGUAGCAUAGGACAGUUCUUCGAGAACUCCGCACAAAUACCUACCUACUACGUCAAUUACCUACGUCAAUUAUUCGCAUAACAAUAAGCACUCACCGACAAAUCAGAGAAGGAGGAAAACAACUGCAAAAUGGUUUCCUAUUCAACUGUUGGCGGUCCAAAUGGGAGCGGCGCAGAAUCUAGCCGUGGUUCAAGGUAGGCAAAUUGGUCAGGAAAGAAAGAUGGUAUGAGGACAUAACUGAUGCUCGCGUGCAGGAGGAAAUCAAGUCGAACAAUUAAAGAACAGAAUUUGCCCCAUGGGCAAGCAUCUUGGAUUAGUAGCAAUGUCAACCUUGUCAAUACUAGUACGUUUUACCUCAAGCUUUCUAUGGAAUCAUGUUGAUGAUGAACCUUUUAGUCGUCGGUGCCGGUACACUUGCUAUGCCUUUAGCAAUGUCACAUAUGGGAAUACUACUCGGGACAUUUGUUAUAGUAUGGUCGGGUACGAUGGCGGCUUUUGGCUUAUAUCUACAAUCUCAAUGCGCUCGAUACCUUGACAGAGGGACGUCAUCUUUCUUCGCUUUAUCGCAGAUUACAUACCCCAAUGCAGCGGUUCUUUUCGAUGCGGCUAUUGCUAUUAAGUGUUUCGGUGUGGGCGUUAGUUAUUUGAUCAUUAUCGGUGAUCUAAUGCCUGGAGUUGCUACUGGUUUUAGCCAGGGAGCAGAGUCCAUCCCAAUUCUUAUGGAUCGGAAAUUUUGGGUGACGAUAUUUAUGUGGGUUUGGUCCCAUUCGUUUUAUAUGAUUUUACUGAUUAAUAUCUAGGUUUGUUGUUAUUCCACUCUCAUACUUAAGACGUCUUGACUCCUUGAAGUAUACCAGUAUCGUGGCUUUGGUCUCUAUUGGGUAUCUUGUAAUACUUGUGGUAUAUCAUUUUGUUAAAGGAGAUACCAUGGCAGACAGAGGUCCAAUUAGAGUGGUUGAGUGGGGAGGAAUAGUCCCAACUUUGCAGAGUUUCCCUGUCAUUGUCUUUGCUUAUACUUGUCAUCAAAAUGUGAGUAGUAAUCACCCAAAAUCCUCAUUGAUAUACUAAACAAUUACAGAUGUUCUCUAUUCUCAAUGAGAUCAAAGAUAACUCGCACAGGCGAACAACAGGUGUCAUUGCCGCCAGUAUUGGAAGUGCUGCUUCGAUAUAUGUUUUAGUUGCUAUCACUGGUUAUCUAUCUUUUGGUAAUGCUGUGAAGGGAAACAUUGUUGGAAUGUGUAAGGACUUAACACUCAAAAUUUACUUUCAUGAAACUAACAAGUAUAGAUAUACCAUCCACUGCUUCAACAAUCGCUAAAGCAGCAAUUGUCAUUCUUGUCAUGUUCUCCUACCCACUCCAAGUACACCCUUGCAGAGCAUCAGUCGAUGCAGUCUUGAAGUGGCGUCCAAACUCCUGGAAGAAACACCAUUCACCAACUGGAUCACCUACACGAUCAGCUCCUUUACUUUCCGGUGGCCAUGUUCGACCUGUCGCAAAAAACGAUACUAUUGGUGAAACACGCUUCGCAAUUAUUACCACAUCUAUCAUUGCUCUUAGCUAUUUUACAGCAGUUACAGUAUCAUCGCUAGAUAAAGUCCUUGCAUAUGUUGGAAGUACAGGUAGUACGAGCAUUAGUUUCAUUUUACCAGGUCUGUUUUACUACAAGAUCUCUUCGCCAGAUUCGAUUCAUCAUCAACGAUUAACAAAGGAGGAUGACGAAGCAGAAUCUGAUGAUGAUGUUGAGGAAGGUCAAGGUUUACUUGGCCAAUCUAUCAAAAAGAUUGUCCCUUGGAGGAAAACCAUUCUACGAAAACUUUCUCUAGCAUUGGCCAUUUAUGGUCUUUGCGUAUUGGUCAUUUGUCUAACGAUCAACUUAUUUUUCACAGCUCAGGGGCACUGAAAUUGAACAAUUGGGUUUACCUCUGAAGUUAUACUGUAUUUGAAAUCACAAAUUGGCAAGGCGCGCCAGGCGUUUAUAUGGCAUUCUGAAUGGCAUGGGUAUAAAAGUUGAACAAGAUGAUGUUUAGUCACUCAUUAGUGCCAUAAAUUUUGGGACCUUGUUUUGGAUGUAAGUAGGGUUUGGAUAUGAGGAUUAUAUAUAACGGCUUUUCUUCACAAUUGAGGAUGUCAAUU